UAAAAAUCCAAAUUGUUAGUUGGUGUCGGCAGUAGUAAUUGUGAGAGAAGGGUAUUUAGUUGUACUAGGAUUUUGGAUUGGUGUUGUUCACUCAAGUUUUCAGAUUAACUCAUAUUAAGCCAACAUGAAAGAUCAAGACGAAAUUGUUAUAUCUGGAGCCUCAGGCCACUUCCCAAAUUGCAGCAAUUUUGAAGAGUUAAAGGAAGCAUUAAUUGGUGGCUAUGAUUUACUAUCAGAUUCACCCCGCUAUGAUUUAAGUUUCAAAGGCAUUUCAGGGCGAACGGGGCAAGUGAAUGAUAUUGAUAAAUUUGACGCUUCAUUUUUCGAGAUGCAUCCAAAAUGGGCUGAGUAUACUGAUCCACGCCAUAGAAUUCUAUUGGAAACUGUGUUUGAGGCCAUCAUUGAUGCUGGAUAUAAUCCAAAGGAACUCAGAGGAACAAAAACAGGUGUGUUCGUUGGCAUGGCCAUGGCUCUCAUAUCUGAAGAAAACACAAACGUCCGAGACUCCGAAGGACAUUCUUUUAUGGGAAACAGUCCUUUUCACGCUGCCAAUAGAAUCUCGUACAACUUUGAUUUUAAAGGACCCAGCUACACCUUGGAUAAUGCCUGCUGCACUUCUUUAUUUGCUUUAACGAACGCCUUCCGCCUACUUCAAAUUGGAGAUAUUGAUUACGCUAUCGUUGGUGGAACUCAUUUAAAUUUACAUCCAAAUGAUGCCGAGCACUUCUGUUUUCUCCAACUAAUAUCGAAGCAUGCUUGCCAAACCUUUAGUAAAAAUCGCGACGGAUUUAUUAUGUCAGAAGCAGUAGUCGCUUACCUUAUUGAAAGGAAAAGUACUUGUAGAAGAAUGUAUGCUACCGUAUUAGGAGCGAAGAAUAACAUUGAUGGCUACAAAAAAGAUGGACUUAUACAUCCUUCUUCAGAAACUCAAUCAGCUCUUUUACAGGAGGUGAUACAAGAUUCUGGCCUUAAUAUUGAAGAGGUUGAAUAUGUAGAGCUACAUGGAACAGGUACUCCAGUGGGUGAUCUUAUUGAAUGUCAGACUUUAGUAAGUGCAUUUGAAAAACGGCACAAACCUCUCUUGGUGGGUUCAAUAAAAUCUCGCCUAGGGCAUUCUGAAACGGCCUCAGGUUUAGUUGGAGUUGCCAAAGUGCUGUUGACAAUGGAAACUGGUAUUAUAGCAGCUAAUUUACAUAUGGAUCCCGUGGACACGGAUUUGCCUGGUAUCGGUACUGGAAAAUUACAAAUUGUAAAAGAGAAUAUCGACUAUAAAGAUGGUGCAAUAGGGAUCAACUCGUUUGGGAUUGGUGGUUCCAAUGUACAUGUUAUACUUAAACCAAAUCCAAAGAAGAGUACACUAUUACCUAUACAGACAUAUCAACAACGUUUAGUACAAAUUUCUGGACGAACCGAAGAAGCUGUGGACUUUCUUCUGGAUGAAAUUGAACAAAGUGAAAAUGAGAUAGAGUUUCUUGGUCUUUUAGAUGAAAUUCAUAAAUAUAAUGUUGAUGGACACCCAUACAGAGGAUACACUAUUUUGGGAAACAAUCCCACAAGAGAAAUAUCUAAGAUAAAAUCCACAAAGAGGCCAAUUUGGUUUAUCUACAGUGGAAUGGGUAGCCAAUGGGUGGGAAUGGGUAAAGAUUUGAUGGCUAUAGAGAUUUUUAGGAAUACGUUCAAGCGAUGCGCGUAUGCAAUGAAAGAAUAUCAUAUAGAUUUAAUGGAUGCUGUUAUGAACCCUACUGCUGAUACCUACGAAGACAUUGAAGUUUGUUUUAGUGCUAUAAUGGCCGUUAGCGUAUCUUUAACUGAUGUACUGACAUCAUUGGGCAUAGUACCUGAUCAUAUAGCUGGUCAUUCGCUGGGAGAAAUAGGUUGUGCUUAUGCAAACGGAGAUUUAACUCCAGAACAAGCAGUAUUGAUAGCAUAUUCUAGAGGGUACGCUUGUAAAAGAACUGAGCUUCCACUAGGUCAGAUGGCCUCAAUUGGAUUAUCAAAAGAGAAAGUACGAGUAAUACUGCCUGACGAUAUAUUUAUGGCUUGUCAUAAUAGUAAAGAUAAUGUCACUAUUACCGGACCGCAGGCAUCAGUUAGGAGAUUUGUGGAUGAAUUGAGCAAAAGAGGGGUAUUUACGAGAUUAGUUGAAACAGCAAAUAUAGCAUUCCACUCGAAAUACCUAAUGGACGCUGAUAAGUUGAUGAUGGAAUUUGGCAGAAAAAUUAUACCCAAUCCCCAACCCAGAUCAAAAAAGUGGAUAUCUACAUCUGUCUCUCCAGACCAAAGGUCAGAAGAAUGGGCUGACUUGAAUGGUCCUGAGUAUCAUAAAAACAAUUUGAUGAGUCCGGUACGUUUUGAUGAAAUUUAUGAACACAUAGAAAAGAAUGCCAUUAUAAUUGAAAUAUCCCCCCACGGUUUACUGAAGUCAGUUAUAAAACGAGAAAUCGGCCCCGAUAAUACUUUGAUCUGCUUAUCAGAUCGAGGAGUUGCUGAUCAGGAACAGUUUCUUUUAUCAGCUAUUGGCAAAAUUUAUAAUGCUGGAGCACAACCAAAUUUAACAAAACUUUAUAAAGGAGUAACAUUUCCUGUCAGUAGAGGAACUAAAAUGUUAUCGCCGUUAGUUAAAUGGGACCAUAGUUCAUCUUGGAGAGUGCCACUCUGGAAAAAUGAAGAUUGCUUUGGAAAAAUAAUUUCAGUAAACUUAACGAAUGAAAAAUAUGCUUUUCUCACUGGACAUAAUGUAGAUGGAAGAACUUUAAUGCCUGCUAUGGGAUACCUGGUUUUGGUUUGGGAAGUAGUUGCUGAACUUCACUCAAAAAAGUUUACCGAACUACCUGUAGUAAUUGAAAAUAUUAAGUUUCUGAGAAGCACAGUGCUGUCUGAACAAGAGAACGCGGAGUUUCUUGUAAACGUUAUGCGAGCAACCGGCAACUUUGAAAUACACGAAAGUGGAUCACUAGUCGUUUCAGGAAAAAUUAGUGUGCCUAAAGAUAUUAGCAAAAAGUAUAUAACUGAUAAGUUAUAUAGUGGACCUAGUUCUGGCGUGAUUUUACAGAGGGAAGACUUUUACAAAGAACUUGGAAUGCGGAUGUUACUUCUGGCUGAAGAUUUUCAAUCUGUAAAACAAAUUGACAUCGAUUCCACAGACGCACUGAUAGAAUGGAAAGACAAUGUUACAUGUUUUCUUGACGGUAUGCUACAAUUGAUGAUUCCUAUCAAUAGACCAAGAGAAUUAACUGUACCACAAUCUAUAACGAGAUUAAUUAUUGAUCCAGAACUAUUGUUCAAAGAUUGUGAUGACAAAUAUCGUCCAGUAAAACAAAACAAAUGUCUAGACGUGAUCCAGACGAAAGGAAUAGAAAUGUUUGGGGCUAAAGUUGUUAUUGCUCCAAGACGUCAGAAGAUACAAAGCGAUCCAUUAUUACAAUCCUAUCAAUUUGUAAGCUAUAUAUCUCCUUUGAAUGACAAAUAUGACUUAGACAUAUCGUUAGACAUUGCAUUGCAGAUCAUAUUUCAAAACAUUGAUGGAUAUAACCGAAAUUUAACGAUGAUAGAACUUCUUACACAAAAACAUAAACUAAGUGAAGAAUUCAACUACAAAAUUAAGGAAAUCAUAAAUAAACAGAUUUUAACUGAGGUGAAAUAUUUAAAUAUGGAACUAAAAGAUGUUGAGGAUAAGGCAGAUGUGUUUAUUAUAGAUAAAGUGCUCUUAAAAUCUUAUUUGGAUGAUUUUCAUAAGUCUCUAAAUACGAACGGUUUUGUCUUAUACUGGGGUAAAUUGAUGAGAGUACCUAAUGAUCUAGAUCUUAUCUUCCAAACUCCUAACAUAUCUUUAUUGCGUUUGAAAGCAUCGUUCCCAGAAAACCACGAAGUAGUUAAAAUAUCAACUUCAAGUUUUGAAUGGUUGAACAGGCUUGUAAGAGUAGCUCAAUCUAAUGAAGAAGAAAAAACAAUAUGGCUAUAUAGCCAAAAUGAAGAAUUCAGUGGUAUUAUGGGUCUGGAAAGGUGCUUAGUAAGUGAAAAUUUAAAAGUAGCAAUUAAAUCGAUUUGGAUUAAUCAACAGGCUACACUAUUUUCAAUAAACGACGACGGAUACAAAAAUCAGUUAUCGAAAAGAUUGAAUUUAAAUGUAUUUCGAGAAAAUACCUGGGGGACGUACGUCCAUUUUCCUAUAAACGAGACAGAAAAGAAGUUAAUAAAUUCGGCGGAAGUUUCUUUGCAAACUGUUGGAAACUUGGCCAGUCUCUGUUGGAUAGAGAAACGUCUGUUUGGAAUAAACAAAGAACAUUUGGAUCUAAUCGUUAAUGUCAAGUACCUGGCCCUAAACUUUAAAGAUGUUUUGGUAGCCACUGGUACUUUACAAUCGAUCAGAGGUACUGCACCGAGAGAAAACCCAGUAGAUAUCGGAUUUGAAUUUUCUGGAUACACCAAAUCGGGUAAACGGGUUUUUGGAUUCCUUAGUGGAAUAUCAUUUAGCACUCAAUGUCGAGUAGAACCGGAGCUUAUAUGGGAAGUACCAGAGGCUUGGAGUUUGGAGGACGCUGCUACAGUUUCAGUUGUUUACACAACGUGUUAUUAUGCCAUGUUUAUACGAGGUCAGAUGGAACGAGGAGAAUCAAUUCUAAUUCACGCUGGUACUGGAGGAAUUGGUUUGGCAGCUAUAUCCAUUGCUUUAAGUUUAAAAGCAACAGUGUUCACAACAGUGGGAUCAAAAGAGAAGAAAGAGUUCCUGUUAAAACGAUUCCCACAAUUAGAAGAAAGCCACAUCGGUAAUUCGAGAGAUCCUACAUUUUACAAUCUGAUAAAAACAAAAACGAAAGGUAGAGGUGUUGAUCUGGUUUUAAACUCGUUGAGUGGGGAACUUUUCACCAGUUCUUUAGAUUGUUUAGCAGGUGGUGGAAGAUUUUUGGAAAUAGGUAAAGCAGAUUUACUUAAAGGAACCACUAUCGAUAGUGGUAUAUUUUUAAGUAAUGGUAGUUUCCAUGGAGUUAUGUUGGAUACUCUUCUGGCAGAAAGCCGAGAAAUAAAAUCCAAAAUUAAUAGGAUUUUGUCUGAUGGAAUUGCAUCAGGAGUGGUACGUCCGUUACCAGCCUCGGUAUUCAAUGAUACUGAUUUAGAAUCUGCAUGGAGAUAUCUAGCUUCUGGGAAACAUAAGGGAAAAGUAUUAAUCAAAAUCGAAGAUGAAAAAUCACCGGAAGCUUCCAUCGUUUCAGCAUACCCAAAAAUAACUUUCGAUCCUGAAAAGGUCUAUAUCAUAGUUGGAGGACUAGGAGGUAUGGGUUUAGAACUUGCCAACUGGAUGAUAACAAAAGGCGUGAGAAAAAUAAUUCUAAACACAAGAAGACCCAUUUGGAACGGCUACCAACAAUAUUUGUGCGAAAGAUGGGAAAGAAUAAAAAACACAAUCAUAAAAAUAACUUUGGAUGAUACAACUACUUUAGCAGGAACAGAAAAUUUAAUAGCUGGAGCCCAAACGUACGGCGCUAUUGAAGGUAUCUUCCACACAGCAUUGGUACUCAGAGAUGCCACAAUUGAAAAGCAAACAAUUUCAAAUUUUGAAGACGUAUUUAAAGCAAAAGUUAGUUCUGCCAAAAACCUAGAUGCCGUAUCCAGAAAGCACUGUCCUUUAUUAAAAUACUUCGUUAUGUUUUCUUCGAUGACUGCUGGCAGAGGAAAUAUAGGCCAAACAAAUUAUGGCAUGGCUAAUGCAACGUUGGAAAAUAUUUGUGAAAUUAGGAGAAGGGAUUUAUUACCAGGACUAGCCGUGCAAUGGGGCCCAAUAGCAGAUGUUGGCGUUUUAAGUGGAGAAUCAUAUAAGAAUAAGAAUAAGAAAGUAAUGGGCUUAAUACCUCAAAAAGUUAGUUCCUGCUUAAACGCCCUAGAAACAUUGAUGUUACAAGAUGUCGUCGUGGGCGCCAGUAUAGUUUUGCCGGAUGCAGAUAAAGCAGUUCAAUCUGUGACAAAAAAGACGCCUGCUACUGCAGUGGCUAAUAUAUUACGAAUUGAAAACUUGGAUGCCGUAGAUACAUCAAAGAGUCUGUAUCAAUUUGGCCUUGACUCCCUGAUGACAUCCGAAAUCAAACAGACCCUGUACAGAAAUUUCCAACUAGAAAUCGAAUUGGAGGAAAUUAAAGAAUUGACGUUUGAUUAUUUGAUUGGCCUGCAGGAAGAGACGAGCGACACCAAAUUCAAGAUCUUCAGAAAACAAUCCAUUUUUACCUUAAAUACUCUCACGGAGUUUGCUAACCAAUACAAAGCUAAAAACAGUUAAAUACUAAAUAAUGAAAUGAUUACUUUAAAUCAAGAUUAAAAUGUUUGUUUGUUUAAUUUUGGUGUAGGUGCAUAAUGUAAAAUGUAAUGAUAACAUAAAAGUACAUUAAAAAUAAAUAAAACUAUAAAAUUUA
Molecule: messenger RNA, 6401 nt
Organism: Diabrotica virgifera virgifera (western corn rootworm)
Lineage: Eukaryota; Metazoa; Arthropoda; Insecta; Coleoptera; Chrysomelidae
Product: fatty acid synthase
Exons: 23
Coding region: 125-6268 (2047 amino acids)
Biological process (GO): fatty acid biosynthetic process
Molecular function (GO): fatty acid synthase activity; oxidoreductase activity
Source: RefSeq, a predicted model, not a curated record